AUGUCCGAUCAAGAACAACAACCUCCCACUCCUAAUCCCGACUCCACAAACACUACACCCAACAAGCCUAAGCGUGCCCCUCCCAAGCUAGGCAAGAAGUCUCCCGCCAAACAAGAACAAACCCCUCCAGCCUCGGAACAAGAACAAGAGGAAAAGCCCAAAGACACCGAACAAGAACAAGAAGAAGAAAACCCCAAACAACAAGAACCGGACUCGGAGCCUGAACCAGAGCCCGAACAAGAAGAAGAAGAGGCAGAGCCAGAACCUGAACCAGAACCUAAGCCCGAAAGACGUCGUCGUAGACCUCGUCCCCGUCCUCAAGAAUCAGACACCGAAUCCAUCCCCCGCGAAAUGGAACCUGAGCCCAGACAACGUCGCGUCCGUCGCCAGCGGCGCCCAGAGCAACAACAACAAAACGGUCCCCUCGGCGGCCUACCCGGUGUCGGCGGCGCCGAUCAAGCCGGCCAGCUCGUACAGAACACAGCCGGUAAUGCCCUGAACGGGGUGACCGGCAGUGCAGGCAAGGCCGUGGGCGGUAUUCUCAACGGCGGCGAAGAGAAGAAAGAUGACGACGGUGGUCGUGAUGAACAGCUUCGUUUGCGAUUGGACCUUAAUCUGGAUAUCGAGGUUCAACUGAAGGCGAAGAUUCAUGGUGAUUUGACGAUUGGUUUGCUUAAUUAA
Messenger RNA from Penicillium coprophilum, 681 nucleotides. RefSeq lists its product as uncharacterized. The transcript is spliced from 2 exons. Bases 1 to 681 code for a protein of 226 amino acids. NCBI's taxonomy places the organism in Eukaryota, Fungi, Ascomycota, Eurotiomycetes, Eurotiales, Aspergillaceae. The record is from RefSeq and is a predicted model, not a curated record.